This is a messenger RNA of Cherax quadricarinatus, 335 nucleotides long. The record is from RefSeq and is a predicted model, not a curated record. Lineage: Eukaryota; Metazoa; Arthropoda; Malacostraca; Decapoda; Parastacidae.
AGAAGAACCUCAGGAUGAAAUAUUCAGAAGCUGACGAUACCAAAGAAUCCAUUCCAUCAGCAGACUCCGAUCCUAGCAUAAAUUAUUCUCUUCACGGUGAUCACUUGGGCAGCUUAGCAGGGGAGACUGCAAGUACGGGGUUUAAUCCUGCAGGCAUGAGGCCCACCAAUCAGCCACAAACUAUGGAAGAUCUUGUCGCACAGGCUCUCCCUGGAGCCUCAGGACUGCAAGGAAAAUCCUUGUGGGAAAGUGAUCGAGGUCUUCUUGGAAUGCCUUUGAAGGCUUCUCAGGAAAUCAGAGCAGAGCUUCACAAAUGGUGAGUGUACAUUAAUGGU